Tetrahymena thermophila SB210 is the source of this 2097-nucleotide messenger RNA. Its product is annotated as DNA repair helicase rad25. The transcript has 5 exons. Gene Ontology annotation, biological process: nucleotide-excision repair; transcription initiation at RNA polymerase II promoter. Gene Ontology annotation, molecular function: hydrolase activity; ATP binding; DNA binding. NCBI's taxonomy places the organism in Eukaryota, Ciliophora, Oligohymenophorea, Hymenostomatida, Tetrahymenidae. The record is from RefSeq and is a predicted model, not a curated record. Gene Ontology annotation, cellular component: transcription factor TFIIH holo complex; nucleotide-excision repair factor 3 complex; transcription preinitiation complex.
AUGUCUGUACCUGUUUAGUAUAUUGCUGAUUAUUCUAACACCCCAGAAGCUAGGCUAAAGAAAAAUCAUUAAAAAUAUUGCCUCUACUUAAAGCCUGCUGAUAGGGAUUAUAGUAGUUCAUUUGAAAUUCAAGAAAAUAGGGGAUUCUUUCCUGAAACAUUAUACAUUUUUGUAGAAGCAUUUCAUGAAAAGUAUAAAGAAGUUUAUGAAUUUCUUAUUAAAAUAGCUGAGCCUGUAAACAAACCAAAUUUCAUCCAUGUGUAUAAAAUAACUCUGUUUUCUAUGUAUACUGCAAUGAGUUUGAAUUUAAAUGCAGAAAAGAUCAUCGAAAGCUUGAUGUAGUACUCUAAAAAUGAGGUGAUUCCUAAAAGUUUUAUUGAAUUUAUAGAAAACAAAACUAAAAAAGCAGGGUCUGCUUAUCUUUAUAUGAUUAAAAAGAAUUAUUAUCUCAAAAUUCAUUAAGAGUUUCUUGAAAAAAUCAUCCGUAUUGAUGAGGAACCUUAUAAAAGUAUAAUAGAAAUGGAAUAAAAUCCUCCUUAGUAAUUGCUUUAAACUUAAGAGGAGUCAAGAGUUUGGAAUUUCAAAUUCUACAGAAUCAAAUAAAAACACAAUUUGUUCCAAAUCACUGAGAAAAUUAUAAAAGAAGGAAUUUCAUUAAUUAACGAAUAUCAUGAUGAUAAAGAAAGUCAAAAUGAUCUAAGUAGUAAUGUCUAAAUACCAUAUAAAAAGUUAGAUAUUGAGCUUAGGUAAAUCACUCAGCCAAGAAUAUACCAACAAAAAGCACUUAAAAAUAUAUUCGUUUGUGAAAAACCUAGAAGUGCUACUAUUGUUCUUCCAUGCGGCGCUGGAAAGACAUUGUUGGGCAUCAUAGUAACCGAAAAAAUAAAGGGAAAUACUAUUGUUAUAUGCGAUAUAGAUACAGCUACUAAACAAUGGAAGAAUGAAUUUAUAAGAUGGACAACAGUUAAACCAGAUAGAAUUAAAAUUUAUACUGGUAAAACUAAGAAUUUGCAAGAAAAGCAAACGAAACCUUUUAUACUGAUUACUACAUUUAAGCAACUCUCUAGUAUUAUCAAAUCAAAUAAACUUCAAAAAGAAAAGAGAUAAGAUAUGGAUACGUCAUCCAAAUAUGAAACCAAAAUGGAUCAUUACAUUUAAGAAGAAAUGGAAUGGGAUUUGUGCAUAGCUGAUGAAACCCAAUACUCAGCUGCUUCUACAUAUAAAAAAAUAUUCGAGGAAUUCAAUUUUAAAUUGAAGAUAGGAUUAACUGCAACUCCAUACAGAGAAGAUAAUAAAAUAGAUGAUCUUUUCCACGUUAUUGGUCCUAAACUUUAUGAAGCGAAUAUAUCAGAGCUAAUUUAGGACAGCUAUUUAGCUAAGCCAUAUUGCGUUGUAUUUCGUUGUAAAAUGCAUGAAUGUUGCGAAGAUUUUAUGAAAGACAGAAAAUUUAAAAAUAAGCCUUCUUUGUAGUCUGGAAAUCCAGAAAAAUUUAAACUUUUGUAUUACUUAAUUAAGUUCCACGAAUCAAGAAAAGAUAAGAUUUUAGUCUUUUGUGAUUAGAUUCCUGUACUCAAAUACUACUCUUAAAAAAUGGGAUAUCCUGCAAUAUAUGGUGAGGUAGGAUUGCUAGAAAAGCUAGUUUGGUUGGAUUUAUUUAGAAAGGGAGAAAUUAAUACAUUAUUUUUGAGUCGUGUUGGUGAUACCGCACUUGAUCUACCUAUUGCAAAUGUGUGUAUUUAAAUAGGAUUUUAAUUUGGUUCAAGAAGAUAAGAAGUUUAAAGACUUGGAAGAAUUAUGAGAAGAAAAGAAGGACAAAAAGGAGAAUAUAAUGCUUUCUUUUAUACUAUUGUCUCUAAAAAUACAGAGUAGGCUUAGUUCUAUUACAGAAGAUAAAAAUCUUUAAUGGAUCUAGGUAUUAAUUUUGAAGUAAUAGAUAUAGAUGAACAGAAUGGUAAUAAAUUUAAAUAUGACCCAGAUAUCCUAGAUUAAAAAAUUAUAAGAGCUAGUGAUGAAAUAAUAAAAGAUGUAAAAAAAGAUGCUUGGUUUCUUAUUUAAGAUUAGCCUGAUAAAAAAGUAGAUGAAUAAGAUGAUGAUUGA